Saccostrea cuccullata (small rock oyster) is the source of this 556-nucleotide messenger RNA. RefSeq lists its product as uncharacterized. Lineage: Eukaryota; Metazoa; Mollusca; Bivalvia; Ostreida; Ostreidae. The transcript is spliced from 3 exons. The annotation marks the transcript as partial. The record is from RefSeq and is a predicted model, not a curated record.
AUGGACCCCCGAAACAUCAGAGCGCCAAAUACCUUGGUAACCAGUUGUGAUGGAAUGACAAAAUCUGGAUCACAAAUUUUUAUCGACUUUCCACAAAUAAAUCAAACUUGUACCUGUACUGUGAUCCCGGCGUUUGAUGGUAACUUGUUUGUGGGUGCGGUAGUUAAAGUAUUCCCAUGUGAUGCAUUUGUUAGAUUGACCAGCGAAAUUCUUUUCAACUGUGAAAAACAAUCUGAAACUAUAACGGUCCCAGUUAAGAAUACACAUUCAGUAACAGUGCUAGCUGACUACAAAUCAGAAAGUUCUCGCAAACAAUUUUACCACUGUCUACACAUUCAGGAAAAUGGAGGUCAGGGUGGAAAUGUAAAUGUUACGUGCGGAGAGAUGUCAAUAAGUACGGUCAAAUCAACAAUGAGUUCAAGUUCACUUGGUGACACUUCGUCUAAGAUACCUUCAAUUACGACAAACACAAAAGAUAAAACUACUGAGAAUAAUUCAGUAAUUCUUACUCCUAAUAUUCUUGUCAAUUUACCCGAGGCUGAGGAUGAAUUGAAUU